This is a messenger RNA of Blepharisma stoltei, 1219 nucleotides long. The record is from the annotation of a GenBank genome assembly. Lineage: Eukaryota; Ciliophora; Heterotrichea; Heterotrichida; Blepharismidae.
AUGUUUGGCUAUCCAUUAUGAAGAGCAUUUCCAAUAGCAUGCCCUUUUCAUCAUAUCAAGCCAGUGAUAAUGGAAAUUAUAAACUCAAUUGAAAAUAUGAAUUUACUUUACCUUAGCUAGUUAGUGUUUAAGGUUUCUAGUGCCUGCUAUAUAUAGGGACUAAGCCAACUAGUGACGUCACUGAGCCAUUUUUGAAUCGCGGUGGUCAGCCUACCGGCUAAGCCUUUUACGAAGCUUCGCCUCCAGUUUGCCUCACAUCUCACCCGCGCGUUGCCGUUGCUCUGCCCUGAUUUAGCUCCUGCGCGUGUUCUACCUAAGGGUCAUCCUCCCGUGGGGAUGUGCUUAAGGGUAAAGCCCUAAGCCCCUUAAUGCACUGAGGAGCAGUUAUCUCCAAAGUUAAACUGCCAUCGCUGUGCAGAGGUUCUCGAGGGAAAACCCAACUCCAUAAAUAAAAUUCCAUGAGGGAGAGAAAAUUAGCAAAGCUAAUUUCUCUCGGACCGAAUGCCAUUUUAUAAUGCAAAUACGGAUUUAGCAUUAAGAAAUAGUAACCCUUUAAAAUUGGAGCAAAGCAUUAGUAGCAUUCCAUUUUUAAGAUAAAUACCCCUUUUUUAAUUGAAACAAAAUUUUAUUUGCAUAAAUAGCUUUGAUCUAAUUUAAUCGGAGGAAUGCAAUCAAUACUAUUUUAACAGUUUUGCACUGAUCGAUUUGUUUUAAAUAAAUUCAUUAUAAAAUAAAUUAAAAUAUAUCAUUAAUUUUUUUUAUGAAAAAAUUCAUAUAUUAAUUUUUUCAAAUCCCAUUAAAAUUGACGACUUUUUUUCUCUCAAUUUAUUUUAUCGCAAAACUUCAGAGUACUUGUUUAUGAAAAUGCUGAAGAAAUAGCUUCAGACUAUUUUGCAUUUGGAUUAUAUUCUGCUCAAAAUUAUGGGUAUUUGAAAACUAUAUAGAGGCAUUUACAUUAAAUACUUCUGAAGCUUGGAUAGUUAUUAUGGAACUUCUUCAAUAUAUUGAUGAUUUUUAUAGUAGCUCUUUAGAUGAGAUUGAUAAAUACUCACAAAGCGCCAUUGAUAAUCAAAUGGCAGUUAUAGCAGCAGCACUGAUUAUCUUUAUUUUUAGCUCAUUUGCGGUUUAUUUUGGAUUUUAUUUGCAGUUCUUCAGAAAUGAAAAAAAGUAUAUGAGGAAAAUUAAUUCGAUAUUGAAAAUUAUGCCGAGUAAAAAAUAA